This is a messenger RNA of Acanthopagrus latus (yellowfin seabream), 6441 nucleotides long. RefSeq names its product transcription factor SOX-13-like. Bases 70 to 2106 code for a protein of 678 amino acids. The transcript has 14 exons. Gene Ontology annotation, cellular component: nucleus. Lineage: Eukaryota; Metazoa; Chordata; Actinopteri; Spariformes; Sparidae. The record is from RefSeq and is a predicted model, not a curated record. Gene Ontology annotation, biological process: cell fate commitment; regulation of transcription by RNA polymerase II. Gene Ontology annotation, molecular function: RNA polymerase II cis-regulatory region sequence-specific DNA binding; DNA-binding transcription factor activity, RNA polymerase II-specific.
UGGUAGGAAACGCACACAGGCGUGCACACUGUGGCUCGUGCUGGGCGGUGAUAAAGUCUUGCGCUGGUGAUGGGCCGCUCUCAAGUCACACCUAGAGACAACAGCAGCCGCACGCACGACCUUGUAAGCAUCCAUACACCUUCAAGAAUGGUUGAGCCCAGCCCUCCAGCGCUGCACCUCCUCUCCGGCGGGGAUGUCAGCAAGGGUGUUGGUGUCAAAGUGGAGCAGGACGAGUCCGGCGGAGGAGGAGGAGGAGGAGGAGGAGGAGGAGGAGGAGUCAUUACCAGUGCCGAACCGCCCAAGACAUCUCCCUCACGUGAUUGGUCGGGAAAUCAUCAACUGGAGGCGCGGCAAUUGACACCACCACUCUCCUGCUCACCUUCGGAGGGCUCUCCAGGUAAGGAGCUGCCCCACAGGCAAAGCCCCAUGGGACUGAAGGAGGCCAGGACACAUGACAGACCAGAGGGACCGUCUAACUUCAAGGAAGUAAUGCCCACCAUUGAGAAGCUGCUGAAUGCUGACUGGAAGGAGAAACUUCUGGAUAAAAGCACAGUGGGGGCAGGACAAUUGAAAGGUACCCCAGAGGCUCUGGCAGAGAAGGAGCUGCAGUUGUUGAUGAUGAUCAACCAGCUGAGCGGUCUGAGGGAGCAGCUGCUGGGGGCCCACUCGGAGCAGAGGAACAUGGCCGCCUUGCUGCUAGAGAAGCAGCAGCAGCAGAUGGAGCUGGCUCGACAACAGCAGGAGCAGAUUGCCAAGCAGCAGCAGCAGCUGAUCCAGCAGCAGCACAAGAUCAACCUGCUCCAGCAGCAGAUCCAGCAGGUGAACAUGCCCUACGUGAUGAUCCCGGCUUUCCAUCCCAACACCCAGCCCCUCCCGGUCGCCUCCGACCCCCAGAUGACUUUGCCGCUGCAGCCGAUCCCGUGCAAGCCAGCCGUGGACUAUCCCAUGCAGCUGCUACAGAACCCUCACUCCACCCCCGUCAAGAGGAGCAGUGGGUCCUUCCGACAGGAAGCCAGUCAGCCCUUGAACCUGACCUCCAAGCCAAAGGGGCUGGAGCUGGGGAAAACACCCAGUCCGCAGAGCCUUGAGCUGGGAUCGCUGGCGCUGCAGGGGGCCUACAGGCCCAGAGAUCUCCACAGAGAGGUGUCCCACAGCCCGCCGCGCUCCGCCCUCAGUUUCCUCGGAGACGGCGAUGUGGUCACCCAGGCCAUCCAUGAUGCUCAGCUGCUCCUGAGGAGCCACAACACCGGAGGGCGAGAGAGGGACAGAGACAGGGAGAGGGAGAGGGAGAGAGAUGGCGGCAGAAAGAUGGAGUAUAAAGAGUCUCCCCACAGCGAGAGAAUUUCUCACCCCGAGCAGGGCGAGGGCAGACACGGCCUGCCGUCCACCGAGGACCACCUCAGCAGCGACUCGGAGGGUGCCCUGCCCAGCGCGGUCCCAGGCAGCUACGCCGAGGCCCGGCCCCCUCCCUCCUCAGGCCACAUCAAGAGACCCAUGAAUGCCUUCAUGGUGUGGGCCAAGGACGAGCGCAGGAGGAUCCUGCAGGCCUUCCCCGACAUGCACAACUCCUCCAUCAGCAAGAUCCUGGGCUCCAGAUGGAAGGGCAUGUCCAACCAGGAGAAGCAGCCGUACUAUGAGGAGCAGGCGAGGCUGAGCAGGCAGCAUCUGGAGCGCUACCCGGACUACAAGUACAAACCCCGGCCCAAGCGGACCUGCAUUGUGGAGGGGAGGAGGCUGAGGGUGGGCGAGUACAAGGCCAUGAUGAAGAGCCGCCGGCAGGAGCAGAGGGCGACCUACACGCACAGUCAGACGGAGCCACAGCAGAUGCACUACUCCCACAGUGAAGGCCCGUACCCGCCCGGGGGCACCGGCUCCGUCUCGGUGGCCUCCAUGCCCUUUCACCCCGCGUUACUGGAGCACUACCUGCCACAGGUCCCGCCCGCCUCGCGUCGACCGGAGGGCCAGGCCACGCCCACUACACUGCCCAGAGAGAGGGAGAGGGAGCGAGAGAGGGAGAGAGAGCGGGAGCGACCUCCAUACAGCGAAGGAGAGGAAAGCGACGGGGGAGAGAGGAGUGAGGGGGAACUGGUGCUCCUGACAGACUGAAGGGGGGCGGGGGGGUUGAGGGAUGAGAGGGGAGGGUAGCUGAGGAGGACGUGUGCUCUUUGUUGACUGACAGUCAGAAAAAGAAGGAUAAAGGAUGAAGAGGGGAGAUGGAAAGGGGGUCGGGUUGUCGCUGAAAGAGAAAAAAGCGCCUCUGUUAGGCGACAGUGAGGAGAUGUGAUACGUCACACUCACUACCUUGUACAUUUCAGUGAAAACCUGCACACACACACACACACACACACAUUAAGGCAAGCUCCUAUCUUACUCAUUUCCCUUCAUAGACAUGUCAUCGGCCGCUUUGUUUGCGAAUAAAGAAGGUAUAGUGAAGUUAUAAUACAGAAGUUUUUAUCACUUAAUCCCUUCUGCUUCUUGUUUCCUCCCACAUGGACUGCCGGUGUACAAACCGCCCCAGCAGGGAUCACAUUCAUUGGAGGAAUGUGUAAAAAAAACAAAACAGAAAAAAAAACAAAACGUGCAACUUCAACAGAGCCCCCUGUUUUCACCUGUCAGACAGCUGAGUAACUUCUCUGUGGUGGGAGCAACAGGCCCGAGGCAGAGCUGUGUGUUAUCAGUAUGUCAGUACUGCCCCCUGCUGGUGGAGGCUGAGCAUUACUAAAUGAAGAGGAGUGCUCCCACGGUCCUCAUGGCUCAUUGUGUCAAGAAAAGUUCAAAUUUGGCAAGUCAUAAAAAGCUCCAUCAUCGGUAUAUUUGGUCUUGAUGGGAACAAAAGAAUUGAGGUAAAUAAAAUUGACACGAUAAAGGUGUAUUCCAGCAAUUUAUUAUUGCAUUUCCAUGAAGAAGAAACACUGGAGCAGAGAAGCAGAGGCUAAAGUAUUCAGAUUUUUGUCUUUCAGUAGACACGCCCUCCUUCGUAACAGCCCACUAUUACCGUUUGUAGGCAGAAGUAAAAAAAAAAAAUAAAAAUGUAGGUCUUGUGAGUGCUGGUAAAACCUGCUAAAAAUAGGCAGUUUACUUAUUCCCAGUGCUGCUGGACAAAUUAUUUAGAGACCAGGUACCUUAUUACAGAAGAAUGGCCUAAAUGUCCUAAUAAAAGAUGGGAAAAGUCAGAGCCAAAUCCUAAACUCAUGGCUGUGUCCUGUCCUGUCCCAGACCUCGUAUGUCACUUAAGAAAUCCUAAUUAGAACUGUAAACUCGAUCCAAGUGACACCUGUCCUGUACUGCCUGUGUGUUAGUGUUCAUGAGACUGCCAGAAUCCAAGGAAGCGGCUGUUUCACGUAGCUUGUCACUGAUAGCUAGCUAGCUGUAAUAGACAGGAGAAGACAGGCCUUCAGUGUUAGCUUUGACGAGGCAGAGGCAUUAAUCAUGUCAGUAGAAAUUUAAAGCUACUAGGCUCACAUACUUUAAGCGUUAGUGUCACCAACAGGCUAACCCCCAUGUUAUCUUCUCCAACAGACAAACUUCAGUGUUAGCUUUCCUGCUGGAAAAAAAAACAGCGAGACCAGCAUAUGUUGUGUUUUGGUGCAGGUCUAUGCUGGUUUCUCCAGCAGGCUAAUAUCAAUGUUAGCUUCUCCAAUGGGCUACAUUGAUGGUAGCUUCUCCAACAGGCUAACAUCAAUGUUAGCUACACCAACAGGCUAGCAUUGAUGACAUCUCCUCCCACAGGCUAAUAUCAACAUUAGCUUCUCCAACUGGCUAAUAGCGAUGCUCGUUCCUCCAACAGGAUAAUUUUAACAUUGGCCUCUCCAGGAGAACAUCAAAGUUAGCUUUUCCCCUGCUGAAAAAUCCAGCGUAGACCAGCGCCAAGACACAACAUGUGCUAGUCUUGCUAGUGCAUGGUCACCAGUAAGACCAGCAUGUGUUGUGUUUUGGUGCUGGUCUAUGCUGUUUUUUUCAGCAGGCCUAAUAGGCUAAUGUCGAUGUUAGCUUCUCAUAUAGAUGUUAGCUCCUCCAAAAGGCUAGUGUCAAUGCUGGCAUGCAACGUGUGCAACAUGUCUCAAACUGGCCAACAUCGUUCAUGGCUUUUCCAACAGGCUAAUGUUGAUGUUAGCUCCUCAUAGUGAUGUUAGCUUCUCCGGCAGACCAUCAUCAGUGUCACUUUCUCCAACAGCUGGUAGACCUUCAAUCAUAAUACAUUAUAUUGUUUCCCCUCUUCAUUGUCAUUGCCAUGAGGUGAUGUUUUUUUUUUUUUUUUCCUUUGGAAAUUUAGGACAGGGUCUGUGCCAUUCUAACUUAGUAAAUACUUUUUUCAUAUUUUUCAUAUUAGGGAAAAGAAAUCUUGAAGGAUUUCAGUCCGUCACAGCCAUGGAGUCAGUGUUUUAGUUCAGGGAUUUGCUUGUUGCGCCUGACGGUUUUAAACCGCACCAUCAAUUCAAUUAUUUGUAAGAAGCUGCCUCUCGAAUAGCGUACAGUACAUUAACAAUGGAACCCUCCUCCUUCUCGCCCUCCUCACGUCUCACUGUUCAGUUGAGCUGUGCUGUAAAUGCUGUAGCUGUGUGUCUAUCAGAUCCCUCUCAGUAGCUUGGUGGGUUGACCUCAGCCUUGCCUUUUCUUUUAUACCUCUGUGUUUGCUUCUUUGAGUGUUAAUAGAUUGUCGUGUUGAGGACCUCCUAUCUGUGUACCCCAAUGUCUGCGGUUUUUAUUUUUUUGUUUUUUGUUUUGUUGUGUUUUUUUUGCUGCUUCAUCCAUCUGAAUAUUUUCACAGGUAUCUAACCUUUGCUGUUGACCACAAAAUGACUGUUUCGUGUUUUCGGGAGCUGUCAUUUUCUUGUUGACAUUCUGAGGUUUUUUCUCUUGAAUCUCCUGAAGCUGCACUCAAAUUAGUUUCAGAUUUUGAAGACUGAAAAUGAAACGAUGUUACAUUGUUGCGGUGAAACAUCAACUGUCCUUAUAUUAGAAUUUUAUUUUUCCUGUUCCACAGAGAGGCGAAUCAAUUCCCAAAUCACAUCUCACAUGGGAGCAAAAGCUGCCAUUUGUUGGUAGGAUCUACUCGUAAACCCAUUCUCUGACGGUGGUGACGGAAAUGGAGAAAAGUUCGAUUAAUGUUUGCGAACUUCUCACAGUGAUGGGAAAUACACAAACGUCCUGAGUGACCGGGUCGUGACUGAACCUCUGGUCGACUUGAUGAGGACCCUGACACCAAAAUCCUCCAUGAGUCCGCAGUUUGUCACCAGCUGUGGCGUUCAAUGCUAGCAACCAGCUUGCUCAGCGAUAUUAGCUGAAUGGUAUGGUAUGCUUUGUAGGCAUAGCUUGUAAAAGUAACGUACCUGUGCUGUUAGCUGUGUGGACACACGCUGAUCUGCCAUCAAGCAGUGAAUGGUGUUGAUGAGAACAUACCUGACUUCUUAACUUUUAUUAACAUGUCAUUUUAUUUAGUUUUUCUUUGUAGGAAAAAAAAGUGAGUUCUAAAAAUACAAUGUGGUAAGCUAAGCUCCAUGCUAGUUAUGUUACUGCUUAGCAUUCAACACCUUCAGUGGCUGUACGUCCCAAAAUUGAUUUUGAGUAAGUUAAAUAAUGCUAAUUAAAUAAGUAUUUUUUUAAUGGCUAGCUUUAGUAGCUGAAUUUGUAGUCUCAUGUAGUGAGUACAGUUUGUACAAAUCUAAGACAAAAAAGUGUUAAUAUAGUGCUGCAGGACUGACAUAUUUUUGUAUGCUAAGUUGGCAACACCCUGGUUCCAUUGACACGAAGCCUAUGGGACGUUUGAGUUGGAUUAUGGAUUAUUAAAGAAAAAUAAGCUCUGUGUCAAACAGGUUUUCAAUGCAAAACCCACUGACUUCAAGAGGAGAGAACCAGUUUUGCAAAAAUGCUAAGUUAUUAUCAGCCUAGCGGAUAACCCCGCACCAGAAAUAAACCCGUUACAUCCUGCUCGCUAUGUCAAGCUAAUAGCGCGUCGCUGUUGGCCUGUAGGAAUCUACGGCUAAUGCUUCUGAGCAGCGCGUGGAUGUCUUUGGUGUCUUUGUCCUCAACACUCAAUGACUAUGUUGACCACAAUACAAAGUGUAGCUCAUAACACUGGGGUCAAUCCACCUGUAGCUAACUGCAAGGUUGACAAAUCAAAAUAAGCGGGAAAAGACUCAUUUCAGACCUCGGGGUGGGGGGCGGGGGCUUAUAUACAAUCAUGGUCAGGGCUGUGUAGAGACAACAUGCUGGCUUUUCGUGCACAGAGAUGGAUAUCAGAGGAAAAUGUUUAUCUUAUUUUAGCGGAGACACGCUGAGGAGUCACCUGUCGUUACCCCUGCUGAUGUAAAUAUAGAAAGAGACUUUAUUUUGUUUAUAAGAGCCUGUGUAAUUUAAAGGUGUACGUUUCUCUAUGUUUUCAGAGUUUUGUGUUGUUGUUCUUUUUUUUUUUCUUGAAAGACAAUAAAUUGGUUGUGUUAA